CAAGCUCUAUCGCAUGAAUCCCUCCCGCCUAAACAACACGAAAUACGCCGAUGUGGAUGUAUUAUUCUUUAAUCGUGUAGCCAAAGUAGGCAGCGAAUCUCUGAUGGAACUUUUGCAGAAAAUGGAGGAGCGUAAUAAUAUUAAGGUUAUAAACACCAGUCCGGUACAAAUACCGGCACGUAUUAGAACGCCAGCCCAAGAAAGUAAACAAAUCCAUUGGAUAGCUACACUAGAGCCGGGUGCUGUUUAUAUAGAACAUUGCAAUUGGUUGAACUUUACCAAAUAUCAAUUGAGAAAACCCAUUUAUAUUAAUCUAGUACGUGAUCCCGUAGAACGUAUGAUCUCAUGGUAUUUCUAUAUAAGAGGUGCCUAUAAGAAUGCCAUUUACUAUAAUAAACAUCCAGAGGAACCGAUUAAGCCGGUAGCAUGGUUUAAGAAAAAUUUCAAUCAUUGUGUACGCAGCGGUGAUCCCGAGUGUCAAUAUGUACCCUAUACCGUUAAAGAUGUCGAGGGUAAUCAUAAACGUCAGUCAUUGUUUUUCUGUGGCAAUAAUCAGGAAUGUGUACCUUUUGAUUCGCCCUAUGCUAUACAAUUGGCUAAACAUAAUGUGGAACGUGAUUAUGCAGUAGUGGGUACCUGGGAGGAGACCAAUAUUACUUUAACCGUGUUUGAGCACUACAUACCACGUUUCUUUAAGGGAGCUAGAGAAGUUUUUGAAUUACACAAUGAACAAGUACGUAAUCGCAAUCGCAAUAAUCGGAAACCCAAAAUCGAUGAUGAUGUCCGUCAAAUGAUGAGGAAGAACUUUACCAAUGAAUAUGAUUUCUAUUAUUUCUGUAAACAAAGAUUAUAUAAACAAUAUUUGGCACUAAAUAUUGAUAAAAAGUACCCACAUUAUUAAGGGGAAUUAUACAAAACCCCUAGACACCUUUAGUACAAUUUUGAAUAAAUAAAACUGAUUCUUA
Molecule: messenger RNA, 965 nt
Organism: Lucilia sericata (common green bottle fly)
Lineage: Eukaryota; Metazoa; Arthropoda; Insecta; Diptera; Calliphoridae
Product: heparan sulfate 2-O-sulfotransferase pipe-like
Exons: 3
Coding region: 14-901 (295 amino acids)
Cellular component (GO): membrane
Molecular function (GO): sulfotransferase activity
Source: RefSeq, a predicted model, not a curated record